Messenger RNA from Botrytis byssoidea, 2475 nucleotides. RefSeq lists its product as uncharacterized. Bases 780 to 2099 code for a protein of 439 amino acids. Gene Ontology annotation, cellular component: cytoplasm. The transcript has 3 exons. The record is from RefSeq and is a predicted model, not a curated record. NCBI's taxonomy places the organism in Eukaryota, Fungi, Ascomycota, Leotiomycetes, Helotiales, Sclerotiniaceae.
AACAGCAUAAACAACGCAAGUGGUGAGAUUAAAUACUUUCAUGCUGCGUUCGAUAUUGAACACUUACCCUGUGAACAAAUCAAUGGAUGAGACGUUGAAGUUUCUAUCCCAGCUUUGCAUAUCCACUACUCUUAUCUAACACCUAACUUGUACCUUUUUUCGGGGGCUCCCUUGUUGCGGGCUUUCCACCUGGCUACCUAGGUGUAGUCUUGUCUUUAGCAUAUGUCCAUCUGAGGAGCUACCGCUAUUCAUCUCAAACCUCCACCCAUAGACCAUCAAAUACAAGAAAUCAAUGCAAGUACCAAGUUGCCGGAUGUCACUACCGAGGCCAAGGGAAAUGGUGUGUACCUAGGUAGGUAUAUCGCCUCCCAAAAAGGACCCCGAAAUUCGGGUUUGACAAUCAUUCGCCGGAUCGGAGGGGAUCACUAAUCGACCCUUUAACCUACCUAUCAUUCACAAAUUGUCUCAACUUGUGAAACGAUCUCUAGAAUCUACAUCCGUAGCUGCGUACCUAGGUACCUAACCAAAAGAUUAGACAAAUUCCAGGUUGCACAUGACUGUGUGGCUAGUGUACCGUUUCAGCCACAGAUCAGGUGAGGCUUGAAAGCAAGCGGGAUAUCGUUGUCGAAUCAUAUGCGAGGUUCCGCUCUGCUUGCACGUCAAUCACAACGUACUAUUGCUCCACUCUAUGGAGUACUAUUCCAUGCGUGAACAAUUUGAUAAACUCCCUAUGAACCUUUGAAUUUAUACAGAAUCAUACCGCCUGUUUUCCUGUCAAGAUGGAUCUCGCAUAUGAUCAUAUCCAAGAAGAAGCUCUCCAGCCCGAUCAGAACAAGGAGAAAUCAACAGAGCCUGCCCCAACGCUCAAUGCCGAUUUCCAAGAAGCAUAUAAAGCUAUCUCUUCUAGUCCUUGGGGUGCGAAAUUAGGUGGAUUCUUUGGAAGUGUCGUCAAACAGGGCGAGAAUGUCUAUAAAGAAGCGCAACAGGAAUUCAAUACUGUUAGUGAGGAAGCUACCAAGGGAUUCACCGACCUAAGAUCUUCGAUUAUUAGUCGCACACGAGGACUUACAAUUACACAAGCUCAAGAGGAUGAGAAAGCGGCAGCAGGAGGGUCUACAAGCAAAGAUGGAGAGUCGACCUCCAAAGAUCUUACGACAGAUGAGGCAUUAAAGGAAUCGGAAGGCGUUUUAGCAAGGUUGAAGACCGAGGCUGCGAAGAGACUAGUAGAGAUUCAAAAAGCGGAAGAUGCUGCAGAUGAAGCACUCCUAAAGUUUGGAACGAACAUUCGAAACUUUUUGAAAGAUGCUGUUAGCAUUGCACCACCUACCUCGAAUGCAGAUGGACAAGCCAAUGCCGUCCUGUUUGAAAGUAAGGAUUCUCAAGGGAAAAGAGUUAUCCAUACCACGAGAUUCGAUGCCCAACUUCACGUUAUUCAUUCUACACUUGAUAGCUUCACCACCGAUCCAAUCAGCGAGGAAUUCCAGCCAUGGGCUAAGACUUUCAGUGUUGACAAGAAGACGGAUGAUAUCGCUAAGGACUUGGAAAAAUAUGAAGAAUUGAGAAGCUCAAUGGAAAAACUUGUACCAGACAAGGUCAAAUAUGAGGAUUUCUUCAAGCGAUACUAUUUCCUUCGUCACAGUAUUGAAACAGCCGAAGCUAAGAGGAGAGAUUUACUUAAAGGCGCUGCAGCAACCGAACAAGAAGAAGACGUCAAAUGGACAUCCGACUCUGACGACGACUCAGAAGAGGAGGAUUCCGAUGACGACGAAUCUGAAGAUGAAGAUGAUAAAACUGCGAAGGUUAAGACAACUUCCGAUAGACCAGCUUCUGCCGAAUCCUCUACCACUUUACAUCCCGCAACACAAGAUAAGGAAAAGUCCACUGCUACAUCUCCGACUCCUACUCUCAAACCGACUGAACCAAGAAAAUCCAACGAUGAAAAAUCUCAAGCAGAUAGCGAUGGUAGUUAUGAUGUUGUGGGCGCGGCAUCGGGAGCCCCUAGUCGGGCUCCUAACAGUCCAAAGGAAAAGGCUGUGGGUGCAGGAGCAAAGAAGGAAGAGAGCGACGAUGACGACAGUGAGGAGGAGGACUGGGAAUAGAUGCUUCGAGUGUGUUAAGGGAAUUGAACAUAUCUUGAUGAUGACACAGGCGUUGUGGAUGAUUUGACACGAGGAGUUUUGGGAUUGGAUUUCUCUUUUUUUGUUGUGUUCUUAGCGACCUCUUUCAUUGAAAGAUGCAUUUCCGGUGCCUUUCUAUGCUAUUGCUAUUGCUAUUAUUGUACUUACAGAUAUCCGCAUUAGGUCGUCAGACUUGUAGGCAAUAGAUCAUACUUCUUCAUUGAUUGCCAAUUCUGAUAUGGCUUAUCUUGUACUUGGACAGUGUGUAUGUAUCAUCUGCAUGCAUAUGAAUCCUCGUUUAUUUCUUUAAUGGCAUUUGACUCGAUAGACUUGGAUUCUUGUGGGCUUUUGUCGAUGC